UUUGAUUCAUUUCAUCGUCAAAUGUAGAGACGGAAAAGGUCCUGUCCCUCUGAACUGGGAUUGGUCGAAGGAGUCUUGCGCUUUUCCAUUAAAUCCUGAUGAUAAGCUGAUUACGCUGCUCAGAGUCAAGCGACUGCUCCGUCCAUCUCUCUGGGCUCACAGGAAAAUAUAUCAACAAUGACCGGUGUGAAAAAGGGAUAUUAAUACAUCUGAAACUCAUAUAUACGGAUCUAUCUGCUGAAAGGAGAAUGUGAAACUCGGGGAAAACGAAGCUCGGGCCGUCAUGGAGGAGAGUAAAAAUAUCUCAACUAAUCUGAUUACGAGGGAACUCUAGAAAUACCCCCUCUCUGCCCCCCAUCCCUGCCCUCCUGCCCUCCUGCCCUCCUAGCCGUAGCUCAGCACCACUCCACUACACCACCAACACCACCACCACCACCGCCUCAGUAAAAUGGCGGUCUUAAAGGUGACCUUCACUAAGACGAGUCGAGACAACCUGGCCCAGGCUCUGUGGGUACUGAACUGGGUCUCGGUGAUUACGGGCCUCGUUCUCUUCAGCUUGGGCAUUUUCUUAAAAGUGGAGAUCCAAAAAAGACGAGAGUUGAUGACCGAUGAGAUCCAUUCCGUGCCGAACAUGCUGAUCACCGUGGGUCUCGCCGCCUGCGGCAUCAACUACCUGGGCGGAAAGAUCUGCUACGACUGCGUGGAUGCCGACAAGUUCCUGUACUGGAAGCUCCUCAUGCUGCCCUACAUCAUCUGUACCUUCUUCUUCACCUUCUGCAUCCUGGUAGGAGCUCUGAUGUGCUACACCAUGCGCAGAGACCUGGAGACCGCUCUGUUUUCAGGUUUGCGGGACGCCAUGAGAUACUACAAGGACACGGACAUGCCUGGACGCUGUUACAUCAAACAGAGCCUAGAUCUCCUGCAGAUGCAGUUCCAGUGCUGUGGAAAUGAUGGGUUUAGAGACUGGUUCCACAUCCAGUGGGUCAGUAACCAGUACCUGGACAUGACCAGCAGUGAGGUGAUGGAUCGUCAGAGGAGCAACGUGGAAGGGAAGUACCUCUUGGACGGAGUGCCCUUUAGCUGCUGUAACCUGUACUCUCCUCGACCCUGCAUCCAGCACCACCUCACCAACAGCUCUGCACACUACAACUAUGACGACCAGACUGAGGAACUGAACCUGAACCAGAAGGGCUGCAGACACGCCCUGCUGGAUUACUACACCCACAUCAUGCAGUCCAUCGGCUUCAUCGUCCUCAUCAUCUGGCUCUUCGAGCUAGCUGUCCUCACAGGAGUCCGUUACCUGCAGACCUCCAUGGAGAACGUUCUGAAGUUAGGAAACCCUGAGUGUGAGUCAGAAGGCUGGAUUCUGGAGAACAGCAUCGCUGAGACGGCUCGCUAUAACUUCAACAUCAUCAAGAACCUGGGGAAGUGUUACCAGGUGGACGACGAUCCCAACAUCGACGUCCCGAGCAGCGGAGGAAACGUCCCCACUCGGCAAAUCCCAGUGGUCAGCUAGCCAAAAUUCACGGCCAAACUGUUAAAGGCAGACUGAGAUCCAUGGUGAUUUUAGGAUGUCUCUGAGAAUCUCCGUCAUCUGAAGUUAAGGUUCUGAGGUGGAAAAGUCGCCUAGUGCCAUAACGAAGAGACGAUUUUUGAGAAAUGAGAAUGAGAGAAUUUGUUGCACUUAAACUUGUGUAAAAAACCUCAACUGCCUUCUCAUAACUGUAAACAUUACACUCUUAGAAUCCAUCUGAGUUCCUCACGAUCUUAAUACAAGCAUUAUGCUUAAUGACCUUCUUAUGUAGCUCCUGAUUAUGAUUUAUCACGAAUAAAUACUCAAUAAUCCAGGACUUUAAGGGUUAGUGAAGCUAGACAUCAGGGCACAGCAUUUAUCACAAUAGAU
Hemibagrus wyckioides is the source of this 1903-nucleotide messenger RNA. It is a transcript of the gene prph2lb, whose product is annotated as peripherin 2-like b. The coding region runs from base 449 to 1516 and encodes 355 amino acids. Gene Ontology annotation, biological process: visual perception. Lineage: Eukaryota; Metazoa; Chordata; Actinopteri; Siluriformes; Bagridae. Gene Ontology annotation, cellular component: membrane. The transcript has 4 exons. The record is from RefSeq and is a predicted model, not a curated record.